ACAGUGAGGUGGCAUGUUCAGUACCUUCACCACUCCGUGCAGCCACCCCCUCUGAUUCCAGAACAUUCUUAUCACCCAGAAGGCAGCCCUGUCCCCAUUACGUCACCUAGUCAUCCUAAGAUCCCCCUCCCCAGUCCCGGCACCCACGAAUCCUCUCCCUGUCUCUGUGGAUCGGUCUGUCCUGGACAUUUCUUAGAAAUGGGAUCACAGCGUGCCCUUCUGUGUCUGGCGUCUGUCACUGAGUGUGACAUCCUCAAGGUGCAUCUGCACUGUGGCCUGGGUCAGAGCUUUGCACCUCCUCGUGGCUGAGUCUCGUUCCAGUGCGUGGGUGGCCGCGCCGUGCUGAUCCCCUCACCCUCACUGGGUGUUCGGUGUUCUCUGCCCCGGGCUGUCACAAAUUGUGCUGCUGUGAGGCGCCGUGUGCAGGUCUCAUCCUGGGUGUAUUUUACAAACGGACUGGAUGUGAAUGGGUGAGGAGAGAGGAGCUGGGGUGCCAGGUGCCUGCGAUCGAAGGUGCAGGGGGAGACAGAAGCCCCUCAAGGGGGUGUGGAGAUGGAGAGGCCAGACCCCAGGUUGGGGGUGCAUAGAGCUGGGGGCUCAUGGCCACAGACCCCACCUGGCAGUGGCCCUGGCCCUGCCCCUGCCCACCCACACUGUGUCACCCCCAGUUGUUACUCAGAACGACUCUCCAGCCCUCCCCUCCCUUGAGGCCACCUCGCCCCGCAGCUGGGAGAAGGGAGCGGUCAGCAUGGUUGCCGAGACACUGGGUGGCCUUUAUGCUGUCAACAGUGGCCUCAGAGGCCUUCCUGGCAGGAGCCCUGGGGACCCAGGCAGACAUGCAAACCCUGAGGCAAGAGGCUGCCCAGCCCUGUGUCCCCUCGGGGAUCCUCGAGGCCAGCUUCCCAGCACCGCUCUACAGCGAUGACUACCUGUCCCUGGAGGGUCCCCGCUGGCCACCAGCCAUCAGGCAGGCCAUAUGCUGGAAGUACACACCCAUGGGACAGGACGCAGCCGGCCAGCUGUGGUACACAGGCCUGACCAACUCGGACGCCUGGGAAGCCUGGUACAACCUGCCGCGGGCCCCGGCCAGCCCCUUCUGCGAGGCCUACAACCGCUGGCACGGCUGCUACCAACACCGUGAGCGCAGCAUGCCAUCGGCCUACACCCAGCACCUGCGGGAGACUGUCUGGCACGACCCCAUCAUCCCUGCCCGGUACCAGGCCCCCAGCACCCGGUGGGGGAGCGCACUAUGGAAAGACAGGCCAAUCCGGGGCAAGGAAUAUGUGAUCAAAAGGAACCGGUACAGGGUGGAGCCACUGUGGAGGGCAUCAGACUACGUGCCUACCGCACCCCAGCGCCCACCCGGCACCGCCCAGAACUACUGGGAGCAGGGCCUGGAACUGUACUACCCCUCCACCUGCCAGCAGCCCCCGCCUUCCCUCACGCCCACUCCCCGAUAAACGCAUGCUGCCAGGACGCACCCACUCUCUGCACCCAGAUGAGGGGGCACUAACCUAGUCCCAGGGGACCAGAGGCUCGGGACAGAGGCAGACGCUGGGCUCGCCGGCUGCCCACAACCAGGGCAGGGCUGAGAUGCCUGGGCUACCCCUGCUCAGGGCACCACCCCGGCAGACAGGAGCCAGGCCACUGUCAUCUCUUUAUUCGCUGCCAGCAGAGUCCACCAAGCCUGCUGGGCAGCCCUGCUGCCCACCACGGCGGGGUCCAGGCCCAGCCCACCACCCCGUGGCUGAGUCUCCUGCAGGCCAGAGAUGAGGGGUGAACUGGACUCAGUUCAGGGUUAGGGUUCCCCCAGAUCCUUCUGGGAUUCCUACUUCCUGCUCCCUGCCGAGGGGCACCCAAAUCCUCCAGAGGGCUGGGAUGGAUUAGAAUGGGGCACCCUCAAAACCCACGGGGUCCUUGCAAGCCCCUGGAUUCAGAAGGCCCUGGCGGGCAUCCCUGCUGCCCUCAACCGACCCCAUCCCUGGGAGCUGGGUGAGGAUGGAGGGUGGGGGUCCAGAGAAGAGUGAGGGGCAGUGGGGGCUUCUCCCCAAGGCCCUGGGGGGCAUCCUUGUGCGUCCCUGCAGUUCCCUUGCACAGGUGCAGGAGGCCGUCAGGAGUCAAGGCCGGGGGUCACGGUCCCCUGCAAGGGAGGGGUGGAAAUGGCAUUAGAGAGGGUGUGGUGGUGCCCACGCCCACCCCCGCCCCUGCCCCCACCCUGGUGUGGUGUCUCGGAAGGGAGGGAUGGGCCGGGACUCACAGCGUCGCAGGCGGAUCGGCCACAGCAGGAGGCUGCAGAGACACAGGGCAGCGGCCACGCCCACACCGCCCGUCACGGCCACCAUGGCCCAGUGGUAAAAGCUCACGCAGGCCCUGCAGCAGAGCUCCGAGCUGUGGGAGGAGGCGGGGGAUGAGUAGGCACCGCGGGGACCCCCCGACCCAAGCUGAAACUGUUCCUCCCCUCCAACCCGACGGCGGCUCCAUCCCGUCCAAGCCAGGAGCUGGGGUCCCUGCAACUCCCUCCCUCCUGUCCCACACCCAACAGCUCGGCCAGUCCUGUCGGCCUGGCCUCCAGCGUCCAUGCCGAAUCCACCACGUCUCCCCUUCCCUGUCUGCCCAUGGUCCAGCCCCAGCAUGGCCCGCCCGCACCCCCCGCCCCCGACCCUGGUCCCAGGCUCCACCCUCUCCCCCACCAGCUGUCCUCCCGGCAGCAACCACCAGAGGGCGUCUGUGAGCGCCUGGGUCAAGGCCUGUCCGUCUUCUGCCCACAGCUCUCCAUGGCGCCCAAGUCCUCCCCAUGGCCCAGCAGGCCCUGCACGACCUGCCCCGUCCCCUCUCUGCCCUCCCCUCCUCCCUCUGCUCAAGCCACACGGGCCUCCUCCUUGUUCCUCCAACACGCCACGUGUGGUCCCGCCCCAGGGCUUUGGCACUACUUGUCCCUCCCCAUUGGCCUGGAAUGCUCUGACAUCCUGCAGGUGUCAGGUCCACGUCACCUCCUCCAAGAAGCCCUCCCUGACUUCCUGCCCUGGCUGUCCAGGCUUCUCACCUUUACACACCACCCACGCCGGUCCCAACCACACGUUCACCUCUGUGACUAUUAACACAGCUGGCUCUGCGCCAGGCCCAGACCGGCUUUGGUUUCCAAGCCCUGGGUCUCUACAGGCGUAAAUGCUGUGAUGCCGUGGUCUAGAACCAUCCGUGUCUGAACCCUGAGUUCUGUGGGUCUGGGUUACACGGACUCGGGGCUGCCUUCCAGCUGGGCUCACCCCCGAUCUAUUUCUGCACGGUGUCUUCAGCACUGCACACACGGACCCAACGUUUGUUGAAUGAAUAAAUGAAGUGCUCAGUGGAAGACAC
Molecule: messenger RNA, 3354 nt
Organism: Symphalangus syndactylus (siamang)
Lineage: Eukaryota; Metazoa; Chordata; Mammalia; Primates; Hylobatidae
Gene: TEKTIP1
Product: tektin bundle interacting protein 1
Source: RefSeq, a predicted model, not a curated record